GUGAGAUAAAGUCACAGAGCCCAGUCUUCCAUUCUCACUCUCUCUUUCACAGCUGCUUUAAUGUUAGAUCUGUCUUUUACGUCGCUUCGAAGUCUUCUUCAUUCCUUCACAUACCCAAAUCCUACGCAUCCACUCAAAUCCCUAAUUAUCCAAUUCCCACUCUCAGACAUCUCUCCAAUUCCACAAUGGCCUCUCCCAACCCCUACACCAAGCCUCGCUCUCCACCACCGAAUGCCGUAGUACCGCCGCCGUCUACCACUCAGCCCCGGUCUAAAUCCAGCGGAGGUGGAUUCUUCUGUAAGUCUGUUCUACUUGCUCUCUUUCUCCUCGCCUUGCCGUUGUUCCCUUCCCAAGCUCCUGAUUUCGUCGGUGAGACUGUUCUCACCAAGUUCUGGGAACUCAUUCACCUCUUGUUCGUCGGCAUUGCUGUUGCUUAUGGUUUGUUUAGCCGUAGGAAUGUUGAUUCCUCUGUUGAUUUAAGGAUGAGCCGUGUAGAUGAGUCUUCCUUGUCCUAUGUUUCUAGAAUCUUCCAGGUUUCUUCGGUUUUUGAUGAAGAGUUUGACGAGAACAAUUCUUGCGAGUUUGUUGAUGUGAGGAGUGAGACUCGUUCGAUUAAUGAGAAUGCUCGAGCUUCUGUUGUUGUUGAUAGCGAAUUGGAAGAAUCGUCUGAAUAUGGUACUAAAACUAACGAAGUCAGAGCUUGGAAUUCGCAGUAUUUUCAGGGCAAAUCUAAGGUUGUGGUUGCUCGACCAGCUUAUGGUCUUGAUGGUCAUGUUGUGCAUCAGCCAUUAGGCUUGCCGAUUAGGAGUUUAAGGUCAGCUUUGAGAGAUUCUACUGCAGCUCCUGAUGAUAUCUGUGAUGGAGCUGUAAGUGGGGAAGCUGAGUCAUUAUUGCCUGAUGAGGUCAUCAUGGCUGCUCCGACUCCAUCUGUUCCAUGGCAUUUUAGUCCUGAAAUGAUGGGCAUGGGAGACAACUAUCCUUCAGAGUUUUACCCUCAAUCUGUUGAUGAAACUCAGUUUGCGGCUCGCAAUUCAACAUCUUCUUCUUCAUCACAAACUAGUCUUGCAUCCCAUACUCAGAACAAAUUCUCGCCUUCUUGUUCUGUUUCUGAGGAGUCACUAAACUCAAAUGUGGAAGAAUUGGUCAAGGAAGAGAGUCUUCAGGGUUCAACACGGUCUUGUUCGCCAUCCUUACCCCCAUCGCCAUCUUUGUCUCUGUCGCCGCCAUUGUCUCCAUCUCCACCAUCGCCACAAUUAGUGAUCGAAGCUACUCACAGGCGUUUACCAGAAGUUGUAACUGAUGAUACCCACCGGCGUGCCUCGCAUUCUCGGCAUUACAGUGAUGGUUCAUUGUUAGAGGAGGAUGUAAGGAAGGGUUUUGAAGAUGAACUGGAGGGGCGAAAAGUCAGAGACAGAAAAACAGAAUUCUUCAGUAAGAAAGAACGGGGAUCUAAGUCACUUAAUUUGACUGCUGAAAGUUCCCGGAGAGGGAGCAAGUCUCGCAGAUCUUAUCCUCCUGAGUCCAUCUCAUCUCCCAUUGGUGGUGCUGAUACAAGGAGACGGAAUCUUCAGCAAAAGAGUGAUAUCCAUUUGCUUGAAGACAAUAUUGGGAAAGGUCUAGAGGCCGACAAUAACAAUGUGAGGGCCAAAAAGGGAAGGAGUCACGACUCUCUGGAGCUACCAGCCGAAGACUCUGCAAAAGAUGAGGAAUUCAGCGAAUCUUUUCCUGCUUUAGAUGUAUUGUUCCAACCAACGAAUGCUAAAGCUUCAAGGCGUGCAAUGCAUUCUUCACGAGGGGGACAUGACAGUUUGCCGGAGAAGGAUGACGCAAGAAAGUUAGAAGAUGACACUGUGCAUUCCGAUAAGCCCUGGAAAACGGACAUUCGUGGUAAUGACAAGGAAUUGAGAUCAAACAGUCCGAGACUUGAAUCACCACGUUCUUGGAGAGCUUCUAGUAAUGUAUCAUUGAGAGGAAAGUCUGUGAGGACCAUAAGAUCUGAUCGCCAUGGGAAAAAUCAAAAGACAGAUGGAGAUUCAUCUGAUGAUCGACCAGAAGCUAAAGUAGAAAGCCGAGGAAGAACAAAAUCGAGAAGACAACGACAAGAAGAACUAUCAAUUGUACUGCACCAGGAGAAUAUUUCAGAAACUCAUGCUAAAUCUGAGCCAGAUGAGGUUGCUAUGGAAGAGACCGAGACCGAGGCCGAGCAGCAACCUCAAGUAACAUUAGAGGGGGAAGAAGAAGCUGCUUGGGAAAGCCAAAGCAAUGCAAGUCAUGACCAUAAUGAGGUUGAUAGAAAAGCGGGGGAGUUCAUAGCAAAAUUCCGGGAACAAAUCCGGUUGCAGAAACUCAUAUCCGGUGAACAACCCAGAGGAAGAGGAGGAGGCGGCCCUGGUAUGAUCAGAAACAGCCAUUUCAGAUGACACGUACCACUAUUUAUUCCUUCAUUACUUGUAUUAUUGUUGUAACUUUUAUCUAUUGGCAUUGUUGAUGAGAAUCUGGAGUGUUUGUUUGAAUAAAAUGAAAUUUUAACUUA
This is a messenger RNA of Capsella rubella, 2533 nucleotides long. RefSeq lists its product as uncharacterized. The transcript has a single exon. The record is from RefSeq and is a predicted model, not a curated record. Bases 186 to 2420 code for a protein of 744 amino acids. Lineage: Eukaryota; Viridiplantae; Streptophyta; Magnoliopsida; Brassicales; Brassicaceae.